AUGUCGUCUCUCGAACUUCCCUUUAUGAUGAAUGUGUUAUUAUAUAUCUCUGAUCUCCGCAGUCUUGAAACCUUCAUCACUGUAUCCAAAAAGUGUGGGACUGCCGCGUUUUCUCUGCGGACCAAUCCAUUAGUCGAUUUUCAAGACUUUGUAUAUCACCCACCACACAACAUGACAAACGAUAAAUACAACGCAAUGGCAACUACAUUCAAACGUUCAAAAAUACAAGCAUUCAUCGAUUUACUCAAAAAACUGUUUCCCAAUUUACAAACACUGUUGUUAACACCAACACAAUUGGUUAAUUGUCGUGAUGACCAAAUGUCCAUGUGUGACCAAGUGGUUUUGUCAUACACAAAAACAUUGAGUCAAUACUUUAGUAUCAAUUCAGUGAUCUACACAAAAAUAGUUAACGCCAACUUUGAAAUUCUUUCAUUUACUAAAUUUAAUGAAACUGCCGAGAAAAUGGAGGUGUGUCGCAUUCCACAAACCUUAAUGUCUGACAUCGUUCUUCAAUUUAAACGUCUGAAAACGUUGAUUGUUGUUGAAACACACAAAGAAGAGUAUUUGCGAAAACAGAACAUAUCAUGGGAAACGUACUAUGAAGUGUACAGACAAUUAAUACAAAAAGGUGUUCAUGUUGUGAUACUGUUAAAUAUCAACCACACCGAAAUUGAAGUCUCAACUCUUAUUAAUAAGUACCCGACUUUAAUGUUCGGUGUCAAGCGUUGGAACUUUACAACUCAGUUCAUCAACUCAUAUGACGAGUUUCCAUUACAACAGAAUUCACCCGCUGAUUUCUUUAAAGAUCCUCUAAUAAAUUAUCCAUCACUCGCUAAUUCAUAUUUUCUCCCUUUAAAAAUCAGUGCUUUUGUAUUUAAAGAAGGUAGACAUACAAACACUUAUUUUAUUAAAAAAGAAACUAAGCCGGAAUUCGACUUUAGAACAUUUGACCAUUUGGAAGAACUUACAGUCGGUGUUUUACCAAAGAAAACGUAUCUACCAAUAUCACUCAAAUCUCUGACGUUACUCAAUAGUCUAAAAAUGGUUGGUGUCCAAAAUCUCUGCGAAAUUCAUUUGGAACGAUUGGAGACUUAUUCUUUUGAUAAAAGUUAUCGCGAUAUCCCGACACUCAAAACACUUGUUUUGAGUAAGCCACCAACCAAUUUCACAGUACCACUUCAACUCAAAGAAGUAAUUUUGAGAGGAGAAGUAGUCUCUAUUAAACUCAACUCGGGACUGGAACGACUGACUAUUCCGUAUACUCCCGUGGGUACUCUUUUCCCUAAAAGUUUGACAUAUAUUGAGGUGAACCAAUUCUUGGAUUCAAUGCCUUUGGCCCAUUGGAAAGAAGUUGUUGUGAACAAGGAAAGUGUGAUACUAGGAACUACUCUCCCCCAUUGUGUGACUAAAUUAACUGUCGGCUUAGAAAAAUUGAAUACAUUGGACAUCACUCGAUUAACACGACUGGAAUACCUUUGCUUGAUUACAAAUGAUUUGUCAAAAGGGAGAAUCAUAGCACUUCCUGCUAACUUGGACACCGUAGAAGUCUGUAUGAAUAAUUUGAGUGAAGGGUCUGUGGAUGGAGUUAGACAAGAAAUUGGAAUGAUGUUCAAAAACACUGAGCAUUUGGUACUUAGUGGGCAAUUCAUAGACUCUUUGUUGACCUUCGAGUAA
Messenger RNA from Entamoeba invadens IP1, 1674 nucleotides. RefSeq lists its product as hypothetical. Bases 1 to 1674 code for a protein of 557 amino acids. The transcript has a single exon. NCBI's taxonomy places the organism in Eukaryota, Evosea, Mastigamoebida, Endamoebidae. The record is from RefSeq and is a predicted model, not a curated record.